AAGUAGAGUCCGUUAUUCUAAGAUUGAUCGUACAGCUUUCUUCGGUUGUAAUUAUUAAAAAAUUCGAUAAAGUUGGUGUGGAGCAUUCUGAAUACAAUUAAUUAUGGAUUCCGUAACUAUGACCGAAAUUCAUGAAACUGAAAUUUCAAACUCAAAUGAAAAUGAAAAUGUCCCAUCCACGGCUGAUAUAACGAGCAAGGAUGAAGAAGGUGCUGAAAUUAAAAAGGAUAUCCAGGAUACCGCUACUGCUACUGCUACUGAUCAAUCAUCAAUAAGUAAAGAUAAUUUCGCAGAUGACAAGGAAAAUGAAAAUCCUGAAAAAAUCAAUAUAAUUUCUACUGACAAGAAAAACGAAGAGAAAACUGAAACGGACGCCAUAAGUGCUGUCAUUGUCGACGAUAUUAAAAAUGUCGAAAGUUCAGAAGAGAAGGAAAUCGGUACGGUACUGUCAAUUGAAGUAACCGAGAGUCGCGAUGUUUCAGACGAAAACGAACAAAAACAAAAUACUGAAAGUUUAGUUAAGGCAGAUAUUGUCGAUAGUCCAGUUACAUCCAACAAUGAACAGAUUGAACCAAAAUACGAUACAACUGAAACAUCUACACAAGAUAUAGAGGAAGACGUAGAGGAAGAAGAAGACUCGGAAGAUAGUGAAACUUCUUCUGAAGAUGAAAUGCCAGUAGCAGACACCAAUAAAAAAACAGAAAAAGUGGAAGAUUCUAAUAUUUCAAAGCCUUCAGACUCUGGAAAUGUUGUGCAGAACGAGGAAGUUAAAGAGGAGGUAAAAAAUGUCAACACAAACGAUAUUAGCAACCAGAUUGAGAACAUUAUAUCUGAUAUUGAUAUAAAUAUAAAGGCACAAGAAAAAAUCGCACACCUUAAGGAGCAAGAGCUUGAACUAAUUGAGAAACAAAAGCAAUUAACAAACCAAAUUCAUCAACAGCAGUUAUUAGCACAAAAACUAAUUGCACAAAAUCAAAUUAAAGAGAAUGAACUCAAACGCUCACAAGAGAUUCAACAACAACAACAAGUGCAAAACGAAAACCUCAACCAAUAUAGGCAGGAUUCAGUGUUAGAAACAUAUGCAAAUAAUUAUAAUCAAAUACAGGAUGACAUCUACAAGACAAAAGAAUCUUCAAAUCUAUCAAGGACAGUUGAUUUGCGCAAAAUAUUUACUCCAGCUACAGAUGCUCCUCAAAUAUUACCCAAGAAUCGAAAGCUAUAUGCCUCAUCAGCAUUUUAUUCUCCAACAUUGCAUCCUACUGUGGAGGACCAGGUUGAGCUUGCCCGCCGAAUCUCACAUUCAUUGAGUGAUAUAAGCAAUCAAAAGUCUAAAGGACAAUCAAUGUUUGUCAAUCGAAAAAAACGUUCAGUCAAAUGGGUUCACGAAGGUUCCUUCCAAGGGGAAGACGACAUUGCAAUUAAAGAAAAUGCUGAAGUAACCACGAGCAAGGAACUAACCCAGUUGGAUAAAUUACCAUUAAAACUUAUUAUGAAUCCGCGUGGUCAAAUGCGCGACUAUAACUCACUAAAAGAUUCUAUAAAUAUUGAAACAGGGCUUUUAUCACCUGAAAAUUGCGCUGAGCUAAUAACCGCGUUACAACUGCAUAAGGGUCGAGGAGCUGAGCUCUUUGCAAAACGUCGUCGAAAGGCUGAUAAUUGGGUAGUCGACGAGACUAAUGCCGGUACUCACAGUCCAUCUGGUAUUCCAGAUUUUCAACAAUACCCUGCAAAACCACCUUUAUCACCAAGUAUUUUACCAGCAUAUUCCGAUGCUGGUAAGCAUCGGGUUCAACUGAAUUUACAUCAGGAUCAUCUAAUUGAGAAAUACUCAAAGCCUGGCGUUACCGUUGUUAAAUCGCCUUGGGAAGCUGCUCUUCAAACUGGAUCAGCAAGCACAGCAUUUCUGCAAGAUCCAACAUAUAGUAACAAACAGACGGCCACUUCUUCAUUUGGAUCCCCAGUACAUUUUAAACAAGAUGUAAAUGAUUUCUCUGAACUGACUCAUUCAUAUUCACGACCACCAACCUUCUCUAAUAGCAUUUUAUCAAAUACUAUUGCCGAAGAAUCGAAUAAAAAGAUCAAUGAUACUCGUCUUCUCAAUCAACGCAAUUUGCCAUGCAAUCCUCAAAGAGAACUAGCUUAUAAACCAAGUGUGGCUCAAGGCUGGGGAGGUCGCAAUGUUGAGUUGCCAAAAGAAUAUUUUGAUGAAAAAACUGGGUACAAUAAUAAUAGUGACGAUCUGACGAACUAUCUUAGUGACAGGAAUAAUAUUUUGGUGCUUAAAAAUCUAAAUCUUAAUCAUACGAAUAGUCAACAACAUAAUUCAAAUAAUUUGUACACAAAUAAUACUACAAAUCCCGUUUUUAUCGAUUCAAAUGAUGAAGUGCUACAACGACUCUACCAAUUGGAGUUAUUCCAGAAAAGAUUAACUCUUGAAUUUGGGAUUGAACUUGAAAAUAAUAAAAUACAAUCUGGUAGUCAAAAAUUAGUCGUCACAACAGACAGUGUCAAUAAAAACUCAGGCCAACAUAAUUUCUCUCAAAAUAUGAGUAUGUCAAAUAUUCCAGCAGAGAGUAAAAACUGUGAAUUAGCAAACAACUAUGAAGAAAAUAAUGAAUUUGCUAAUGUACGGGAGUUAAUUUGCUCAUUUGAGAAACAAUCAUUACGAGAUCAUGAUGCGAAGAAUUCCAAAUCAAUUAUAAAUGGCAAUUACGAAUUAACAGCUAAUGAAAACGUAUCAGUAUUCGAAAUGGGCGACACUUCUGUAAUCGAAGGUCUUUAUGUACCUAAGGAGAUUUCGCUGACUAGCUACGCACCACCUCCUGUUCAACAAGGUUCAUCAAUAGCCAAUUAUGCUAAAGGAUGUUCAACUGGAAUUGGGGAAACACUCAAAGGGUUUCCAAUAAGCAAUACAGGAUUAUAUUCAUCACAGCCCCCUAAACAACAACUUUAUGGGCAACAGAGUUACGUGAAGGGGCCCACCAGUUUUAGUCCCUCACCAAUACCAUACGAAAAGUUGUCAAAGUUUGAGGAGACGUCUAAUCAAAGAUCAUUAAACCAAAGCUUUAUAAACGUUGAUAAAACGAACGGAUAUAAUAACCUACGGAAUGUGACACCCGCUCCAUUCGGAACAGAGCUUGAGAAUCGCAAUUAUCCUCCACAAUCAUCGGUUUACAACAAUAAGCGAGUGCACAAUGCACCAGUAACAAGCUUCCCAAGUCAAAGCUUUAACAACUGUGCACGUGGCUGGAGCGUGGGCUCUGGCAAUCAACAAAAUUUGGUAUUCAGUCCAAAAGGUCAAGUUUCCGCAAAUAGACUGCCGUAUUCUGACUUUUAAACAGUUUACUCCAUAAAUAGUAAUAUUAAAAACCUAUACGAUUUGUUACACGAUUUUGAUUUGCGAUACGUUAAUCUCCUAUAUUCUAUUUUUAAAAAUUUACUUUUUUUGAACAUAAACAGGUGCAGAUACAUGAUUGUUUGUUAUUGUUUAUAUGCGUCUUUUAAAUAAUAAUAUUUAAUUAUAAAA
Molecule: messenger RNA, 3526 nt
Organism: Drosophila albomicans
Lineage: Eukaryota; Metazoa; Arthropoda; Insecta; Diptera; Drosophilidae
Exons: 12
Coding region: 104-3337 (1077 amino acids)
Biological process (GO): positive regulation of actin filament bundle assembly
Cellular component (GO): nucleus; actin cytoskeleton; Z disc
Molecular function (GO): actin binding
Source: RefSeq, a predicted model, not a curated record